This is a messenger RNA of Aphanomyces invadans, 807 nucleotides long. RefSeq lists its product as hypothetical. The coding region runs from base 40 to 744 and encodes 234 amino acids. The transcript has a single exon. NCBI's taxonomy places the organism in Eukaryota, Oomycota, Saprolegniomycetes, Saprolegniales, Verrucalvaceae. The record is from RefSeq and is a predicted model, not a curated record.
CGGUUCCCCCCGCCACUGCCAUUUUCCAUCUCGAGCACAAUGAAGACGUGCGGGGUUCCAGUUCUGUUGGUGUCCCUAGUCCUGUUGGCUCUUGCGACUAUCGUCGAGGCCGACUGCAAUUCCUGCGUGUACAAUGGAGAGUGCAGCACUGCCUACCGCGGGACCCCGGGCCGAUCCUGCGGGGUCGUUGCCGGCAAAACGUGUUGCUGCCCCCAAAGUGCUCAAUGUGCCACGACGCCGUACGACUGCCGCUGUGCCGCAGCCCCUGCUCCCUAUCGCCCCAACAACGGAUCCACCACCACGAUUAUCGGCACCAUUUCAUCCCUUAUUUUCUUCACUUGCCUAGCAUGGUGCCUCUGCCGCUGCUGCUGUCGCAACGAUGAUCAUGAAUACGUCGCUCAGCCACAAUACAUUCCCGUUGCCCAACAAACGAACCAGUACGGUCAACCGGUGUACGUGAAUCAACAACCGGUGUAUGCGGCCCAACAACCCGUGUACAUGGCGCCCCCUCAGCCGGUGGUGUACCAAACGUAUCAGUCGGGCUACGGUGUGGGAACAGGCGCCGCCGUCGGAGCUGCUGCAGGUCUCGCGACUGGUGUGGCGAUCGGAGAAGCCAUGCACCAUCACGAUGGAGGAUACGAUGGAGGGUACAACAACACUACGUUUGCCGGGGAUACUGGCAACAACACGUUUGCUGGCGACUCGGGCGACAAUGGCGGCGGUGAUUUCGCCGGCGACUUUUAGACGCAAACGCAAUAGAGGUCAUCACAGUGCCUUCUUACUUACAUCUGUCUUCGUAUUCCCGUG